Molecule: messenger RNA, 1353 nt
Organism: Xyrauchen texanus (razorback sucker)
Lineage: Eukaryota; Metazoa; Chordata; Actinopteri; Cypriniformes; Catostomidae
Product: 5-hydroxytryptamine receptor 1D-like
Exons: 1
Coding region: 1-1149 (382 amino acids)
Biological process (GO): chemical synaptic transmission; regulation of locomotion; smooth muscle contraction
Cellular component (GO): dendrite; plasma membrane
Molecular function (GO): G protein-coupled serotonin receptor activity; neurotransmitter receptor activity
Source: RefSeq, a predicted model, not a curated record
AUGGAACAGGUCAACAGCACAGAUGACUUUUCCCUCAUCAAUGCUACGGUCAGUCCCACAACCUUGGCACCCUGGGAUGAUUCAACACUCCUUGGCCUUCAGAUUUCCCUCUCUGCAAUGCUAGCGUUCGUUACUUUAGCCACUGCUCUGUCCAAUGCUUUCGUGAUUGCCACUAUCUUUCUGACACGCAAGCUACACACUCCCGCCAACUUUCUGAUUGGCUCUCUAGCGGUGACAGACUUACUGGUGUCUAUUUUAGUCAUGCCAAUCAGCAUUGUGUAUACGGUCAGUAAGACUUGGACUCUGGGCCAGAUAGUGUGCGAUAUUUGGCUAUCAUCUGACAUAACUUUCUGCACAGCUUCAAUCCUGCACCUUUGUGUGAUUGCAUUGGACCGAUAUUGGGCUAUAACCGAUGCUUUAGAGUAUUCAAAGCGACGCACCAUGCGCAGAGCAGGACUGAUGAUCGGUGUAGUGUGGGUGAUAUCUGUUUCUAUCUCCAUGCCACCUCUCUUCUGGAGGCAGUCUAAGGCCCAUGAAGAGCUUACGGAAUGCAUGGUCAACACUGACCAGAUCUCUUACACACUCUAUUCCACUUUUGGCGCCUUUUAUGUCCCAACAGUCCUCUUGAUCAUUCUUUAUGGGCGAAUCUAUGUGGCGGCUCGUUCCAGGAUCUUUAAAACGCCAGCAACUAGUGGAAAACGCUUCACCGCCGCUCAUCUCAUCCAGAAUUCGGCAGGCUCUUCGCUUUGCUCACUAAACUCCACCACUAACCAGGAAGGACAUCUUCAUCCUGGAGGUGGAGGAGGUGGUGGUGAAGGAGGGGGGUCUCCUCUUUUUGUGAACAGUGUGAAAGUGAAGUUAGCCGAUAGCGUUCUGGAAAGAAAGCGUCUUUGUGCCGCUCGGGAGAAGAAGGCCACCAAAACUCUUGGGAUUAUCCUGGGUGCGUUUAUCGUGUGCUGGCUUCCGUUCUUUGUGGUUACGUUGGUGAUGGGGAUCUGUAAAGACUGCUGGUUCCACCCUGUGCUCUUUGAUGUGUUCACUUGGCUGGGGUACCUGAACUCCCUCAUCAAUCCAAUCAUCUACACUGCCUUUAAUGAUGACUUCAAACAAGCCUUCCACAAACUCACUAAGUUCAAAAGAUGCUACUAAGGGAAUAUGGCAAAUCUACUCCCUGUGUUUUGACAACUACAUGACUUUAUUAGCUGAUUUCUCCUAAAAAUAUAGUGCAACUUUUGUUGUGCGUCAGCCGUGGAGGACUUUCAAUACUCAUUCUCCUGCAUUUGUUUUCAGUGAACUUCUCAACACACUCAUAGUGACUGGUCGCUGUAGAAUACUCUUUCAUGAAAUCUUAUA